This is a messenger RNA of Zea mays, 2701 nucleotides long. RefSeq lists its product as uncharacterized. Gene Ontology annotation, biological process: protein phosphorylation; MAPK cascade. Gene Ontology annotation, cellular component: cytoplasm. The record is from RefSeq and is a predicted model, not a curated record. Bases 211 to 2271 code for a protein of 686 amino acids. The transcript is spliced from 17 exons. Lineage: Eukaryota; Viridiplantae; Streptophyta; Magnoliopsida; Poales; Poaceae. Gene Ontology annotation, molecular function: MAP kinase kinase kinase activity; ATP binding.
CGCAAACCCAAAUCCCCGUGUGUCCGGGUCCCGUCCCAACGGUCAUUUCCGUCCAACCCAAACCCAAGUCCUCACCCCAAGAUUUUCAAAAUUCCCGAGCCACAGCGGCACAGCGCAGAGAAGCGACGAAUCUCCUACGAAUCCCCAAUCCUCCAGUCGAUCUGAUCCCCCAAACCCACAGCUCUCAUCGUCGCCGACGGCGGGCACACCAUGCGGAGCGACGAUGCAGGCGGCGGCGGGUUCCACGAGCUGUUCGACUCCGUGCGCCGCUCCAUCUCCUUCCGCACGGGCGCCGCCGCCCUUGACGAGCCCGCCGCCUCCCUCUCCUCCUCCUCUGCCUCCGCGGGCGGUGCUGGGGGCUUCAGGGAGCGGAUCAGCAACCGCCUCCGCAGGUCCCGGGGGAUGGGGUUGCUCGGCAUGGCGGCCAAGGGCCCCUCGCCCACGCGCCGCCUCCUGCCGCAGCCGCCCCCGCCCUUGGCCGGGGUCUUGGCCUCCGACGGAUGUGGUAGGGUAGGGGGGCAAGGAACUGGCGGAGGCGAAGAGAACCCGCCGAUCCGGUGGCGGAAAGGCGACCUCAUCGGGAGUGGGGCGUUCGGGCAGGUGUACCUCGGCAUGGACCUCGACUCCGGCGAGCUCCUCGCUGUCAAGCAGGUUCUGAUUGGAAGCAGCAACGCGACAAGAGAGAAGGCCCAGGCACAUGUAACGGAGCUCGAGGACGAAGUGAAGAUGCUUAAGAACCUCUCCCACCCUAAUAUUGUUAGGUAUAUUGGGACGGCGCGGGAGGAAAACACGCUAAAUAUUCUGCUGGAAUUUGUUCCUGGAGGCUCGAUCCAGUCACUACUUGGGAGGCUUGGAUCGUUCCCAGAGGCUGUCAUCAGGAAAUAUACUAAACAGCUUUUACAUGGACUGGAAUAUUUGCAUCGCAAUGGAAUCAUACACAGGGAUAUAAAGGGCGCAAAUAUACUUGUUGAUAACAAAGGUUGCAUUAAGCUAGCAGAUUUUGGGGCAUCUAAGCAAGUAGAAAAGUUGGCAACUGCAACUGCUGCCAAGACGAUGAAAGGUACCCCAUAUUGGAUGGCACCAGAAGUCAUUGUUGGAAGCGGUCACAAUUGUUCUGCUGAUAUCUGGAGUGUUGGUUGCACGGUAAUUGAAAUGGCAAUAGGCAAACCCCCAUGGAGCCACGAAUAUCAAGAGGUUUCUCUACUUUAUUAUGUUGGGACGACAAAAUCACACCCACCUAUACCAGAACAUCUCUCCACAGAAGCCAAGGAUUUUCUGUUAAAAUGCUUACAGAAGGAACCAGAAAUGAGAUCUGUUGCAUCAGACUUGUUGCAGCACCCAUUUGUUACACGAGUAUUGGAAGAUUUUUGUCAGCUUAAUCAUGCUGGACCCAAGGAAACCUCCAAAAAUGAGCUUCCUUCCUAUGUAGUGCCUACUGUUGACUCGGACUUGAGUCGCCCUGGCAAGCUACGCAAUCUGAAUUCUUACAAGUUAUCAGACACCAGACCAUUAUGGGAUCAGCGAUGUAAUGAUGAUGAUAUUUGUGAGUUUGCUGACGAAGAUAAUGUCCCAAUGAGCUUCAAUCCUAUGUCUGAACCAUCUGAUGAAUGGGAAAACAAACUUGACAUAAGCCCAGAACAACAAUUUAGUCAGUCAAGGGAGUUUGGUGGAUUAGCCAAACUUGCAGAAAGUCAGAUGUCUGAAAACGAUUUUACUUUCCCUUGUGAGGGAAGCUGUGAAGAGGAUGAUGAAUUUACAGAAUCAAAAAUAAAGGAAUUUCUGGAUGAAAAGGCCACAGAUCUAAAGAAACUACAAACACCUUUAUAUGAGUUUUACAACACAGUGAAUGCUGGAGUUUCUCAAGGAGUUAGUGAUGUUUGCCGAGCAAACAAUGUAACUAAUCCCCAGUUACCCCCUCGAGCAACUAAGAUGGUGGGAGGUGCAGCUUUAGAGCCCAUUUGUGUUAAUCUGAAAAAUGUCAAUCCCAAGAGUUGCACAAGGCGCUUCUCAAGAGGCAGCGUGGAGAGCAAUCAUGUCUUGAGAGAAAUAGCUUCACCUGAACUCAACAUACUCGAGGACAAGGUCCAUGAUGAUAGUGAAGAUAGUCCAAGCUUGAGCUUUUCGGAAAUACAGAGGAAGUGGAAGGAAGAGUUGGACCAGGAACUUAAAAGAGAGCGAGAAAUGAGGUCGGGUGGCUAUGGUAAAGCACCAUCACCGUCCUCAACGAGCCGGAGAUUGACUGGAAAACGAGAUCGCAGUCCUGUGUAUUGAGUAGAGAAUCAGAAUACAACACAGCAGGACUCGUAUAUUUGACUAACCGCACAGUGUCAUCGAUUGGUGGCCAUUGCUAGUACAGUGCAGUGCCAACCUUCGUAUGACCUGACAGAACCUACUUGACGACCAAAUCCUUUUGGUCCUUGUAAGGUAAAUUAGGUUGAGCGAGCCACUUGUAAGCGCACUGUGCAUCGGAGGCUAUCAUGAUCUGCGAUGCCUGCCUUCGCAGCCCUUUAUUGCCAGCAUGAAAUCAUUGGGGUGGCGAUUUUUAUGCAAUGUUCAAGCUUCAUGCAAUUUUGGAUGACAAUAGGUGCAUGUUGUACAAUUGUCUUCUCUUUAUUUUUCAAAUGUUUGUAAGUUUACCUGAUGACCGAGAAUCCAUAAUUCGUUGAACCAAAAGUAUGGAAGUGUUCGUCUCGACGGAUAA